CCCCCCUCUGCCUAGGGGACAUGGGCCUCCCUGCCAUCUGUCCGGGCAGGUCCCGCCGGCUCCUGUGACCAGUGCCUGGGGCUGGCCAGCAGGGUCGGCUCCGUCCUCGCCCUUUGCCCUCCUUGGAGCGGAAGCUUCCUUGCUUGCCUCGGGGGGGUCCCUGGCUUUGCCUCCAGCCCCUGCUGACCCACCCCAGGGAAUGCCGGCUCGGGGCCGCUCCGGGACCGUGUUUCCCCCAGGAUGCCCAGGACCAUGACUCUGGCCGAGCAGACCAGCCCCGGCCCCCCCGCUGCGUCCCCCUCCCCUGCUCAGAGCCAGGGCACGCCUGGAUUCCCCCCCGAUGUCUGGGACAAGACCCCCCUGCCCCGGUGGCUGCUGGUCACCAUCCUCGGGGGGGCUGCCUUCCUGCUGGUCUCCUGUCUGCUUUGCGCCCUCUGCUGCUGGUGCCGGCGGCGGCGAAGGAAGAAGGGGACAAAGAAGGAGACGGUGGGCCUGGCCACGGCCUCCAGCGCCACCAGCGCCCACCUGGUGCAGCCCGAGCUGGACGACGUGGCGCUGGGGCUGGAGGAGCCCAGGAGGGGGCGGCUGCAGGUCUCCCUAGAAUACAACUUCCGGAGCCAGGAGCUGAGAGUCGGCCUGAAGCAGGCAGCCGAUCUGAGGGCCCUGCAGGCCACGGGCCUGGCCGACCCCUACGCCAGGAUCUACCUGAGGUCGGACCCCCGCAGGGUCCACGAGACCAAGGUGCAUCGGCAGACGCUCAGCCCCGUCUUCAAUGAGAGCUGCGUCUUCCAGGUACCCCAGGCGGAGCUCCCCGAGGCCCUGCUGGUGAUCCAGGUGCUAGAUUUCCACCGCUUCUCCUGCCAGCCCCCCCUUGGGGAGCUGCUGAUCCCCCUGGGCACGAGCGACCUUCAGCACGUCCUGGAGCAGUGGUAUGAGCUGGGGCCGUCCGGCGGGGCCCAGCAGGAGCAGAACGGAGAGCUUUGCUUCUCCCUCCGCUACGUGCCCAGCACCGGGAGGCUGACGGUGGUGAUCCUGGAGGCUCGAGGCCUGCAGCAGGGGCUGUCAGAUUCCUAUGUGAAGGUUCAGCUCCUCCUGAACGGGAAGAAAUGGAAGAAGAAGAAAACCGCGGUGAAAAGCAGCUCGGGCAGCCCCUACUUUAACGAAGCCUUCGUCUUCCCGGUGCCCUUCAGUCAGAUCCAGGACGUGGACCUGCUGGUGUCCGUGUGGGGCCGCGGCCGCGCGUCCAGGGCCCGGCCCCUGGGGAGGCUCCUGCUGGGCGGCCGAGCCGCGGGGCAGCAGCUGCGCCACUGGUCGGACAUGCUGGCCCACGCCCGGCGGCCCGUGGCCCAGUGGCACAGACUGCGGCCCCCCGAGGAGGUGGCGCGGGCCCUGCCGCGGAAAAGGGGCCCGCGGCCCCCUCGGCCCGGCCCCGGAGGCCCCGUGGAGACCCUCCCCCAAUAAACACGCAGUGCUGAGCCGCGGCCUGCUGGGCUGUCCCGACUCUUGGUUCUCGCCCAGUCAGCGCUUCCCCGAGGCCGGGACAGGCGGGAGCCUCCGGGGGGCUGCGGGCGCCGCUGGGGA
This is a messenger RNA of Sarcophilus harrisii (Tasmanian devil), 1581 nucleotides long. It is a transcript of the gene SYT8, whose product is annotated as synaptotagmin 8. The record is from RefSeq and is a predicted model, not a curated record. Gene Ontology annotation, molecular function: calcium ion binding; syntaxin binding; calcium-dependent phospholipid binding. Gene Ontology annotation, cellular component: axon; dense core granule; synaptic vesicle membrane. The transcript has 8 exons. Gene Ontology annotation, biological process: regulation of calcium ion-dependent exocytosis; calcium ion-regulated exocytosis of neurotransmitter; regulation of dopamine secretion. Lineage: Eukaryota; Metazoa; Chordata; Mammalia; Dasyuromorphia; Dasyuridae. The coding region runs from base 241 to 1461 and encodes 406 amino acids.